AUGACUGGUUUUGCUCAAGAAGGUACUGUGAAGCUGAGACCCAUCUUCUCCCUGGCAGGACAGAGUGAGGCAGGGCUGGAGGUAUCCUUUGGGGUGUCAGAGGCCACAGCGCUGCCGACAACACCACCUCAUGCCAAGGAGAAGACUGUGCAGCUGGAGGGAUCCUGCUGGAUCCAUGGCUUUGCUAGAGCAAGUGGUACGUGGUGGAACUCACCAGGAGGCUCAGAAACCGGAGGUCAAAACUCACUAUGGAAGAAAUUUUCGAAAUGGAUAAAAGACAAAUUCACACCCAAAGUUUCAGAAGAUCCACAACUGCGACUGGUAUCUGGAGGGGACCGAUGUGCCGGGAGGGUUGAAGUUUACCAUGAAGGCAAAUGGGGGACGGUCUGUGACGAUGAGUUCAGUAUGAACAGUGGCAACGUUGUAUGCAGACAACUUGAUUGUGGUCAAGUUGUCUCCGUCUUGGGACGGUCUGCCUUCGGCCCUGGCACAGAAGACAUCCACCUGGAUGAUGUGCAGUGUACAGGAACUGAAUCUUACCUUUGGGAGUGUCAGCACGCCGGCUGGAGCACACACAACUGUGGACACCAUGAGGAUGUCAGUGUCAUCUGUUCAGAGGAAAUUGCCACCUCAGCUCCCAAAAUCUCAACCAUAGUUUAUGAAGACUCUGAAAAUACUGCAGAAUCAUCCAUUUCACCUACCUCCAUUACAGGAGAUGGUGAUACCUCAGCUCCAGAAAUCCCUUCCACAGCUGCUGAAGCUUCAACAGGUUAUUCUGUCACAGAAAUAGAGGACUGGAUCACAUUUGCCCCAGUCACAGACAGUAGCGAGCCAUUAGCAACUCCAGCAUCGCUAUCUACGCUGAGUGAAGUGGAUCCCUCCGCUCUGUCCCUGCGACUGGCAGACGGUGAUGGCAAGUGCUCGGGCCGCGUUGAACUCUAUCACAACGGCAGCUGGGGAACGGUCUGCGAUGACAACUGGGAGCUGGCGGAUGCCGAGGUGGUGUGCAGGAGGCUGGGGUGCGGAGAAGCUCUGCUAGCUGUGUCUGAAGCCCAGUUUGGUCCAGGCUCUGGGAACAUCCUCCUCGAUGAUGUACAGUGCAGAGGGGAUGAAGACAACCUCUGGGAAUGCUCCCACAGAGGGAUCGCUGUCCAUAACUGCCAACAUAAAGAGGAUGCCAGUGUCAUUUGUGCAGACAUGUCCCUGAGACUGGUGAACGGAGGGGACGUGUGCUCAGGACGCCUCGAAGUCUUUCACAAUGGGAGCUGGGCAACUGUCUGUGACGAUGGCUGGGACAUGAAGGACGCCAUGGUUGUGUGCAGGCAGCUUGGCUGUGGAGGUGCUCUCUCGGCCAAAAUCGAUGCGUUUUUUGGGGAAGGCACGGGAGAUAUUCUCUUGGACAACGUGGCAUGCAGCGGGGACGAGUCCUCCCUGGAGCAGUGCUCUCACAGGGGACUGGGCACACACGACUGCUACCACAAGGAAGAUGCUGGUGUUAUCUGUGAAGAUCUGCAUUAUAUUUAUGUGAAGUUUAUUGAGGAAAAUGAAGAAAAUUCCUGCCAGCUGAGGAUGCAGAAGGAAAUUGUUUUGAUGGAGGUUCUGGCACUAGAUGAACGUGGUGUGUCUGAUCCUAGACAUCAGUGUAGGCUGGCAGGCCACUGCAUGUUUGUGGGCUCAGCUGUUUCUGUCCAAGUGUCGGAUCAGCCCCUGCAGACCACACGACACCUGAAACAGCAG
Cariama cristata (Red-legged seriema) is the source of this 1737-nucleotide messenger RNA. RefSeq names its product deleted in malignant brain tumors 1 protein-like. The transcript has 11 exons. Gene Ontology annotation, cellular component: membrane. Lineage: Eukaryota; Metazoa; Chordata; Aves; Cariamiformes; Cariamidae. The record is from RefSeq and is a predicted model, not a curated record. The annotation marks the transcript as partial.